Scleropages formosus (Asian bonytongue) is the source of this 2327-nucleotide messenger RNA. Its product is annotated as homeobox-containing protein 1. Gene Ontology annotation, molecular function: double-stranded telomeric DNA binding. Gene Ontology annotation, biological process: positive regulation of DNA-templated transcription. NCBI's taxonomy places the organism in Eukaryota, Metazoa, Chordata, Actinopteri, Osteoglossiformes, Osteoglossidae. Gene Ontology annotation, cellular component: nucleus. The transcript is spliced from 11 exons. The coding region runs from base 383 to 1792 and encodes 469 amino acids. The record is from RefSeq and is a predicted model, not a curated record.
GGGGGGGGGACUGGCACCUCCUUCACUUCACCUUACGGAUAUCAAAGAAAGAAAGAAAGAAAGAAAGAACGAACAACUUUUGCUGCGUUCUUGCGACUUUGAUUCUUCCCUCCCCGCGCCGCAUCCAUCACUUCCUGCUCGGACCCGGACGGGACGGCACGGGACGGGGUGAGAGGUCAGUCCGCUCACUGCCGCAUCCCGGGACGGCGUGAUCGCGGCGCGCGGUUGCAGCGCGCCUGCAGGACGACAGCAGCGUCCCGUGCUCCCCGCGCGCUUUCCCGCUUCCUGUGGGGUGUCGAGAUUGCGUCGCGCGCAGCACGGUCCGCCGCUCGAGCUGCACCCGCUACACACAGGGGAGCCGCCCACCCAGGUCCCGCGAGCCAUGCGACAGUGGUGCCUUCCGGCCGUGGCGCCGCGCGCGGAGCCUCUCCUCGCGGGCCGACCGUCCCCUCCGCGCUCAGACUCCAGCAUGGAGAGUUGCGAGGUGGAGCCCCGCUACACCAUUGAGCAGAUCGACCUACUGCAGCGCCUGCGCCUCUCGGGGAUGUCCAAGCCCCAGAUCAUCCAGGCUCUCGAGUCGCUGGAGAGGCUCGAUCCGACACCCCAGCGGCAGCCUUGCUGCGACACGCAUGCCCCCCCGGGCUCCGCCCCACCACCCGCCGCCCCCUCGUCGUCUUCGUUCUCUUCGCUCACUUCAGCCACCACUCAGACGCCGACCCUCGACGCCUCCCUCUCGCCGAGCAACAGCUGCGAGGCCUCCUCUCCUCCGCUGUACCCGACCGGUGCGGGUCAGAAGUCGUUCAGCUACGACGCGGUCGAGGAGGACUGGGACUUGGAGGAGAAAGUGGAGGAGUACAUGAGGAGAGACAGCAGUCUGGUGAAGGAGGAGAUCAAGGCCUUCUUGAACAACAGGAGGAUCUCGCAGGCCAUCGUAGGACAGGUGACAGGGAUCAGCCAGAGCUACAUCUCACAGUGGCUGCUGCAGCAGGGCCUGGAGAUGAGCGAAUCCAAGCGGAGGUCUUUCUACCGCUGGUACCUACUGGAGCGCAACACCCCAGGAGGGUACCGAUGGAACGAGAGCCAGCACGCACAGGUGCCUCGGGUCCGAGCAGACAACCCCUGGAGCCGCCAGAGGGAGCUUCUCACUCAUCUUCUCCCGUGGUACUCCUCACACUCUGCCCAGCCAGGCUCCGCCACGUCACUGCGCCCCCUGGUGAAAGAGGAGCCCGACUGGAGGGCAGGCACCAGUCCUGGGGGAAGUGGGGCUGUCAAUGGUCCCGUGAGGUUGCGGAGAGGGAGCCGCUUCACCUGGAGGAAGGAAUGCCAGUCCAUCAUGGAGAGUUUCUUUGUAGAGAACCAGUACCCAGAUGAAGCCAAACGGGAGGAGAUCGCCAAUGCCUGCAACUUUGUGAUCCAGAAGCCAGGAUGCAAACUGUCCGAGUUUGAGAGGGUCACGGCACUGAAGGUGUACAACUGGUUUGCCAAUCGGAGGAAGGAGAUGAAGAGACGGGCCAACAUAGCAUCAGUGUCUCUCUCGCGUGUGUCCCCAGAGGCAGCCAUACUGGAGAGUCAUGGGAUUGAGGUGCAGAGUCCGAGCUGUCAAUCAAACGGAGAGGAGGUAGAGGUACCGGAGUUUGCUGAGCAGGAGGAAGUCUCCACUGAAAAGGACACUGAGGUGGACACAGGCCCUUUGGCUGUCGAGCCGGAAAUAUUGCUCAAAAGCACCCCUCCCCUUCAGCUGGCCAAUCAGGAGCAAGGAGAGUCGAAGAGGGAGGUGGCCAAUGAAGCGUGACCGUUGGGAUAUCAGGGUGUAGACUGUACUGUUGGCUUGAUGUUCCAGCCCUGAUAGCUGGAGAAGGAAAGGCCAGAGGCUGCAGUAGUGAAAUGAUGCCUCUUGCACCCCCCUAGUGGUGUGGAGACCACUAUAUAUCCUUGGUAAUUAUGCUACUAUAAAUGGCAAUAUUAAUCUCCAUAUAAUGUAUUUUAAGAGAUUUAUGGAAAAAAAAAAAUCUAUGGAGGGUAUGGAAGUUGUUAGAAGAGAUCGGGAACUAUAGAGGAAAUUAUUCCCUACAGCUACAGCCUUCAUUUUCCUAACUCAUUUCAUCAGAUAUCAGAGCGUCCACAUAAUGGCUACAACACGGAUGGUUACGUGACAUGAACUUGGAGAGAAAAUUGAGUAUGGUGUUAUGUGCAAGUUUGAUUAAUGCUGAACACUUGCCUUUGCAUGUGUUUAUGCUCUCUGAGGAGUGGGAGUUUAUCAUGAAGUACCAGAGUGCAUUCAUAGAAGAUGGACUCUCAGGUAAACAGAAAAGGGGUAAAAAAAAAAA